Molecule: messenger RNA, 983 nt
Organism: Pocillopora verrucosa
Lineage: Eukaryota; Metazoa; Cnidaria; Anthozoa; Scleractinia; Pocilloporidae
Product: nicolin-1-like
Cellular component (GO): nucleoplasm
Source: RefSeq, a predicted model, not a curated record
CUAAUAUGUCUUUCAGGGCUAGUUUGAAGGUACCAAAGUAUGGUCUGUUCUAUUUCCCAAUAGACCAGACUACUAGUAUUAUUCCUAUUAAAAAUAUCCAAAAAGUUGUCCAAGGAGACAAUGUAAGUAAGGGCAGCAAAGUAAUGGUUAAGUUCGAGAGGCAAGUUUAUCAAGCUGAAAUAAUCGGUGUCAACGAUGAUUUUUCCGAAUUGCGCGAAACGGAAUCUAAGUUUCUCGAGGACCCCGGAAAUUCUGAGCUGUUCAAAAAGCAAGAGGAGGCGACAUCAGCCAUUACGAGUGAAGAGCCGACCGAGAUAGCUGAUAAAACGAUCGAGAAAGCUGCGUCCAAAAAGCGGAAACAGUCAGUCGCGGAUGAGAAGGCGAAAGUGAAAAAGGAAAAGGGAAGUGAACCGGAACAGGCCACCAUCCCCAGAACACCAUCCCCAGCACCUUUGUCAUACACACCAAUGCUGCCAUCAGUUCUGUCGCCUCUACCACCGACACGUAAACUUAGGCCGUCCCACUCCGUGCCACCAAACCUUUCCAUGCAGAGCCAGACUGACAGCCAUUCAGAAAUAAUCACAUGGCUUCGGCAUAUUUCUGCGCAACAAGAAGCAAUGAAAGAGGGAUUGAAUACGCUAAUUGGAGUGCUCGCUGGUAAAACCGAAUCAGCCACCCCCCCUGCUGAAAACUUUGAGGCCAAAGUUCAACAAGAAGUUCCACCAUUCAUUCCAUCUGUAAAUGAGUGGAUGAACACAAUGUUAUCUGAGGAAGAAACUCGUGAGGAUCCAUACCUGUAUGGUUUUUAAGUGGUACUGGAUGAUGAUUUAUAUUGGUUAUGUGCCUCAUAAUUUUUCCUUAGGGUAAAUUUUAUAAUAGUAGAGGCGUGUCAAUGUGCAAUGUUAAAUUUUGAAAGUUUCCAUUUGUGCAAUGUUUUUUCCAUUACGUAAUAAAGAUGGAAUCAAAAAGUUGCUUUCAUUUGA